GGGACAUGGGGCAGCCGGGACUCGAACCACCAACCUUGCGGUGCCCACCUGUAGUCCCCCGAACAGCAAGGAAGGUAAGCACAAACAUAACAUUUGCAACAGCACAAAGAAGUAGUUCCACUCCCACCGGCGCGUGCAGUUACCAUGGGAACGCGACCCGACACAGACGCCCGGGGACGCCUUUUGACAGCCAGCGAAGCGCUUCCACGCCGCGACACCGUUUGUUCGCUUUUGCCGCUUUUGACGGACCCAUGGAGGAGUACGAGGAGGUGCGGUUUUUGGGCCGCGGAGGAACCGCGGACGUGUUCCUUAUGAGGCACGUCGAGGCCCGCAGCCUGCGCGCCGUCAAGAGGAUCCGAGUUGAGGACUCGGGGACGGCGAAAACGCGAGGCGCCGCCCUCCGGGAGGCCGAGAUCCUCCGUGCGUUGGAGCACCCCCACGUAGUGAAAUGCCACGACGCCUUUGCCCACACCGACGGGUGCAUUUGCAUUGUGAUGAGCUACUGCGAUGGGGGGACAUUAGAUGACAAAGUGAAGGGGAGGAAAGCACUGGAGUUUUUCCCCGAGGACACUGCGAUGGGAUGGUUUGUGCAGGUCGCCGUUGCUUUGCAUUACAUACACGGGGCAAAAAUACUGCACAGGGACAUCAAAACAUCAAAUGUGUUACUGACAAAGCAAGGCGUGGUGAAGUUGGGGGACUUUGGAAUAUCCAGAGUAAUGGCCGACACGGCGGACUUGUGCUCCACCUGUGUUGGGACACCCAUCUACCUCAGUCCUGAGCUGUGCCAGGGCGUCCCGUACAGCUCCAUGUCUGAUAUCUGGGCUCUCGGCUGUCUGCUGUACAAGAUCUGUGCUCUCAGAGCUCCGUUUACAGCCACAAACCUCCUGAGUCUGUCUUACAAGAUCACCAAAGGGGAGUACGAUCCCGUUCCUACCUGCUAUUCGGACAACGUGUCCUCUUUGGUAAGGAGAAUGCUCAGCCUCAACCCAGAAAACAGGCCCACUGCUGCCUGGAUACUAAACGCUGCAUACGUGCAAGACCACCUGAAGGCCAUCAAACACGCAGUGACCGACUGUGUUCCUGGGAAAAGCGAUGACUUAAAUAAAAAAGAAAUAAAAUCAGACACCACACUACAGCCAGAUGCUCUCGGCCCGUCUCACGCGGAGGCCGGUCCCGGGGAUGCGCAGGACGAAAAUGAUUUCUUGUGUGUCAGGGGACAAAACCACUCCUACACAGAGGACUUUGAUGAAGAGGAAAGUCUCUCCUCUCUCGAGCAGCGCAGUGAGAGCCCGGCGUCGCCAGCGAGGAGCAGUUCUGCUGAGCCGAUCGUGUUUUCAGAGACUUACGACGUCUCAGAGGAAGUGGAAUAUCCGGAUGACUUUGAGGAAGCCGAAGUGGAAGAAGAAUAUGAGGACGAAGCCGCCCGGGUUCAUACUGAUGCUCCCCAGCAGCCGCAUGACGACGGAGUGGAGGAGGAGUUUCAGCUCUGUGAUGCUGGAGGAUUGACGGUCACACUAAAAGCACUUAAGGAAAAGGGCUGAUUAAAAAAGGACGCAAUUAUUGCAACGUAUAGGAGUGAAGGAAUUUUUUUCAUGCUGUCCUGACUUACCCUGACAGGAAAAAUAAACACGGAAGCUUCCAGCAAGGUUUAUAAAUGUAAACACAGGUUUCGUUGCAUUCAGGAGGCUUAGAGACGAAACAAACAAAACAAAAACAAAAAGGGUAACCUCGUUGUAUAUUAGCACUUAUGUGAUAU
This is a messenger RNA of Gasterosteus aculeatus aculeatus (three-spined stickleback), 1756 nucleotides long. RefSeq names its product NIMA-related kinase 12 (gene nek12). Lineage: Eukaryota; Metazoa; Chordata; Actinopteri; Perciformes; Gasterosteidae. The record is from RefSeq and is a predicted model, not a curated record. Gene Ontology annotation, biological process: protein phosphorylation. Gene Ontology annotation, molecular function: ATP binding; protein kinase activity.